Molecule: messenger RNA, 4169 nt
Organism: Pygocentrus nattereri (red-bellied piranha)
Lineage: Eukaryota; Metazoa; Chordata; Actinopteri; Characiformes; Serrasalmidae
Gene: ankrd22
Product: ankyrin repeat domain 22
Exons: 7
Coding region: 366-941 (191 amino acids)
Molecular function (GO): protein binding
Source: RefSeq, a predicted model, not a curated record
GCAGGUUCACGCCAGCGGCAUUCAGCGCAUGCGCCGACACCUGUUUUUGUCUUUCUUAACGAGUUUUAGGCUAAUCAACAUUUCAUACAUUUCAUGUGGAUUUUCCAAAAAUUUGUGAUAAAAUUGAGUUGGGUUAACGUUAUAUUUUAAACUUUAAGCUAAAACGAACUUUGCUUUGAACGCAUGUAGAGAUUCACGUUGUAAGUACUACACGGACAUGUGGCCUGGGUUACCUAAUGGUUGGAGCGCACUUUACUAGCGCAGGGAUUACUGCGAAACGUUUCUUGUUCUCCGAGGAGACUCGGUCCACAGGUUGAAGGGGACGCGGAUGUGUUUGCUGUGGGUUUCUCUGGUUGUCCUGCGCCAUGGGGAUCCUGUACUCAGAGCCCAUUUGUCAAGCAGCUUACAAUGAUGACAUCCACCAAGUUCAUCAGCUAGUCAAGGAAGAUGACAAGAAUUUGAAUGUUCAAGAUGAAAUAUAUGGAGACACACCAAUCAUAGCAGCCUGUAGAAGUGGAAGCCUCAAGACUGUCAAAUACCUUUUACAUCAAAAUGCUGACGUAUCUGUAAGAAACAAGAAAGAAAGGACUUGCUUGCACUAUGUUGCCAAAAGGAGGUUCUCUUUCUUGGAUUACCUUAUGAUUAUUAUUCUCAUGCCCAUCCUGUUGAUCGGAUACCUCAUAAUGAUAGAGAAGCAGAAGGCGCACGUCAGCCUGAUGAAGUCUGUCUUAAGCAGCAAGGUGGAAGUUGAUGCUGUUGAUUACAAAGGAAACACUGCACUUCACUAUGCCUGCCAGAGUAAAAGCCAUCAAAUUAUUCCACUCUUACUGGAGAAAAAUGCAGAUAUUUCAAUCAAGAACAAAAAUGAUGAAUCACCAAUGGAUGUUGCAGAAAGGCUAAAUUUCAGAAAGGUUAUUGCAAUGUUGAAGAAAACAAAAUAAGAGCAUUGCUUAUUUUAGGAAUGUUUUUUUGUUCUCACAUGGUAUCCAGUUGUGUGAUGAGCCAAUAUAUGAUUAAUAUAAUAUGGAAAUAUGAUAAACAGUAACUAAUGUUUGUUAUUGUUUUGAAUGGUAAGAGAACACAAAUGUUUGUUUUUUUAUUUUGGAAAAAUUAUGAAAAGGAAUUUUGUUUUACAGUAUUAAAUAGACUGGUACUCUGCCAUUAAGGGACAGCUGAGCAAAGUCCUCGAGUUUGGACAACAAUGUGAUUCCUUAAUUCUUGUUUGAUUAUGAUUUUGUUUAUCUGCAGUAAAUAAUUAAUGUGAAAUGUAAAAUAAAAUAAAAAAUCUUCUGAAAAAGACUUUUUUCUCUGUAAACAAACUGCAAGUAAAGCUACAUUCCGAUAAACGGAUGUAUUGUUUAAAAUUAAUUAUUAAUUCAUAUAUCUCAAUAUAUACACACACAGUUUCUAAACCACUAAUCCUUCUGGGUCACAUGGGGUGCUGGAGCCUAUUCUAGCAGUCUUUGGGCAGAAUGGAGGAAGCACCCAGGACAGGUCGGCAGGCCAUCAUAGGGCAGACACGUACAAUCACACACACGUUCACACCUAGGGGCAAUUUAACAUAUCCAAUUGGCCUGACUGCAUGUGGGAGGAAACCGGAGCAUCCAGAGGAAGCCCACACAGACACAGAGAACUCCACUCAGAAAGGAUCCUGGUCACCUGGCCGGGGAACCGAACCCAGGCCGUUCUUGCUGUGAGCGCCAUUGUGCUGCCCCAAUAGCUCAAUAAUACAUUUAAAAUAAAUUAAUAAUUCAUAAUGAUAACUAUAUUUUGUACAUACUGCAUAUAGGAGUUUCUUUGCUUCAUUUGCAUAUUUCUCUGCAUUUCUGCCACACGUUGAAAACAGGUGGUUACUAAUAAGCACAUACCCUUGCAGUUUUGAUAGAUAAACACUGACUAUAGAAUGGGUCAUACUGAAGAGCUCAGUGACUUUAAACAUGGCACUGUCAUAGGAUAGCACCUCUGGCACAAGUCAGUUUAUGAAAUUUCUGUCCUGCUAGAUCUGCCCUGUCAACUGUAAGUGCUAUUAUUGUGAAAUUAAAACAUCUAGGAGCAACAACAGCUUAGCCAUGAAGCGUUGCAACCAAAAACCAUCAGAUCAUGAUUUCAAGUUUCAAAUUUAUACUGCUCAUGUCUGACAGUCUAGCAUUUCUACAGUGACAAGAUGCCCAAAUAGCAUUAAUGCAUCCUGAUUGUUGGCUUAGGAGAGAGGAUAUGUGUUUGGUCCCUUUGAUGCAUAUCAUGAGCAUUCACUUCUGCUCUGUUUACGUCAAUACACAGACAGUUUAAACUGUCAUCUGAUGUGUAAAAGCAAAUCACUUCAAUCAAUUAUUUAAACUCUUCUACCCCUGGCCACAUUUUGUUGAUUUUUGAUGUGAAAUGUAGUAAACAGAGACUCUGUUGUGAACUACUUUAAAAAUAACAUUUGUAUGUAACAAGUGUAUGCAUGCUAAAAAACAGAAUAGUAUUUGUGGCAUGUGCAAAAAUGUGGACAGUUCUGCAACAUUCUUGGAGCGUCUUGCAUGCACAGCAUGUGUAAACUAUACCCACAGAUGGAAAAUCGAGAGAAACAUAGGUACUGUGGGAUGUUAUGUUGAUGUCUGUGUAUGUUAUCCUGCGGUGAUAGUGUUGAGUCAAUUGAAUAUAAUAAUCUACUUUUCUUAAGUAAAGUUUUCAAUAAAGCAUUUUAAAGCUUGUUUUUAAAGCAAAGUUUAAAUGCAUGCUAAAAAAUAGAAUAGUAAUUGUGGCAUGUGCAAAAAUUUGGACCGUUCUGCAACAUUCUUGGAACAUGUUGUAUGGACAGCAUGUGUAAACUAUACCCACAGAUUUUCAAAGGUGUUUAAGUCCAGGGACAGUGAGGGCCAUAUCAGAUCCUUCAGCUGGUGUUUCUUGUAGCAGUUCAUUAUGGAUUUUGUUUUGGGUUUUGGGUAUGUUUUAGAUCAUUGUCCACUUGUAGAAGCCAGCCUCUUUUCAGCUUCAGUUUCUUGACUGACUGUCACAUUUGACCAGAAUUUGCUCAUAUUUAGUGGAAUCCAUUCUUCCGUCUACUCAGGCAGCGUUUUCUGUGCUGCCACACAAUCCUAAAGCUUAACUUUUAGUGAUUGUGGCUUAACAGUUUUAUUUUUACUUCAUCAGUCCAUAGCACUUGUUUCCAAAAUGCCUCUGGUUUAUCUAGAUGUUGUCUUGCAUACUUCAUACUUUGACAUGAAACCAGGUAACAUUUCCUUCUGAUGACUCCUCCAUGGAAAUCAUGUUUGUGCACGCAACGCUGCACAGUAGAAUGUUGCAUCACCACUAGUGUCAGCUGCAGUUCUAUCUGAGACUUUUCUUGGUCUUCCAGAUCUUGCUCUAAUGCUAACCGGGUUUUUUGUUUGUUUGUUUUUGAGGAACAUGCAUCUUUUUUUCUUCUGUGUUGAACACCCAUUAAACCGGAGAGUAAUUCCUGAGAAGUUUGUGCAUCUAGCAUCAAUACUUCAUGCAUAAUGACUGUUUGUACGUUUUUCAUAGUGCUAAUUUAAGGUAAAAAAAAAGCCUUUAUAUCUCAGAAACUAAUGAAGAUACAAGCCUACAGUUGUCUACUGGGGCACUUUUAUGUCAUUCCUUGAAUUUCUUAAGCAUGUCUGAGUCAGUAUCUUUUUCUAAAAUCUGGUUGUUUGAGUCAUCCAAAGUGUUGAAAAUGAACACUUAAGUUCUGCUCAGCAUCGGAGCUAUUGUAAUGUCUUUUGUUUUGUUUUUUCAGAAUGAUGAAUCACCAAUGGAUGUUGCAGAAAGGCUAAAUUUCAGAAAGGUUAUUGCAAUGUUGAAGAAAAAAUAAGAGCAUUGCUUAUUUUAGGAAUGUUUUUUGUUCUCACAUGGUAUCCAGUUGUGUGAUGAGCCAAUAUAUGAUUAAUAUAAUAUGGAAAUAUGAUAAACAGUAACUAAUGUUUGUUAUUGUUUUGAAUGGUAAGAGAACACAAAUGUUUGUUUUUUUAUUUUGGAAAAAUUAUGAAAAGGAAUUUUGUUUUACAGUAUUAAAUAGACUGGUACUCUGCCAUUAAGGGACAGCUGAGCAAAGUCCUCGAGUUUGGACAACAAUGUGAUUCCUUAAUUCUUGUUUGAUUAUGAUUUUGUUUAUCUGCAGUAAAUAAUUAAUGUGAAAUGUAAAAUAAAAUAAAAAAUCUUCUGAAAAA